AUGCGUGUGCGGCGGCAGAGGAGGGGCCUCCGUCGCUCGCCUCCCGGUGAGCCCCCGCUGCCCCCCGCCCAGCGUCAGCAGAAAGAGGAGGAGGAGGAUCCCCGAGGGGCGCCCCAUCGUCCACUCCUCCCGCGCGUCCUCCCGGAGGCGAUGCUCCCCUGGAAGCGGCACAAGGCGGAGCUCUCCUCCCCGGGGCCCCCCUCGCCCCCGGCCUCCCCGGGACCCUCCUCUUCCUCUUCCUCGGGGGGCUCUGGCGGGGGGGCGGGGGCGGCGCUGCUUCUCCGCCGUCUCUUCUCGUCGUCGCGGCGCCGGGCGGGUCAGCGUCGCCGCCGGAGCUUCCGCGUGUCCCGGGAGGCCCCGUGCGUGCCGGCGCUGUACCUGGGCCACGCGGCGACGCUGCAGGCGAAGGGCGAGGGCUGCACGGAGGCGCCGGUGGGGCGGCUGUGGGCGCGGAGCCAGGGCGGGCGGCUGGGGGUGCGCAUGCGCCUCAGCGUGGGCCCCCAGGGGCUGCGCCUGGCCCCCGCCCGGGAGGGGGAGGAGGAGGAGGAGGGGGGGAGACUGUACCUGCUGCACCGGGUGACCCACUGCGCGGCGGACGCGCGCCUCCCGCGGCUGCUCUCGUGGGUGUACCGGCACGAGGCGCGGCACAAGGCGGUGCUGCUCCGGUGCCACGCGGCGCUCCUGCCCAAGGCCGCCCAGGCCCAGGCCCUCGCCCUCCUCCUCCUCCAGACCUCCGCCGCCGCCCUCGCAGACUUCCGGCGCCUCAAAAGGCGCAGCGACGCCCGCCACCAGCGGCAGCGCCUCCUCCUCCUCCGCGGGGGCGAGCAGAACCCCACGCUGACCCCCCUGGCCAAGGCCACCGCCAGCGCCCUCGGGUACAAGCCCCCCGCAGGGAGGGGACGCGGAGCACCACGACUCGGGCCCAUCCCCGAAGACCCCCGCGGGGAGGAGGAAGAGGAAGAGGAGGAGGAGGAGGGGGACAGAGGGGGCACACCCACGCCCACGCGGGACAAGCGCCUGGGGAGGCUCCUGCGCGGACUCGGCGCCCUCGGCCUCGGAAACAGCAGCCCCGCACAGCCCGACACCGGGUGAGACAGCCAGGAAGGAAGGAAGGAAGGAAGGAGCCCCACGCGGGACAGGCCGGGAAAGCCCUGAGUGAUAGGAAGGGGCCGGACUCGGGCACACCUUGACCCCCUCUAGGGAUCCUGAGGGGCAUGGAGAGCUCCCCCCCCCCUCCGCCUCCUGGCAAGACUGCCACCCUGGCCCACCACAUCUCUUGCCAAGACCACCCUCGAGUCCUGGAGGGCACGUCGCCCACUGGUGGCCUAGGGCACUCCCACCUGCUCCUCUUGACGCCAGGAAGGAGAGCGGUCAGCGCCAGGAGGAAGGAGGCACCUGGCAUGCUUGGAAAGCUUUGGAUGGGACUGAGGAGGAGGAGGAGGAGGUGGACCUUGGACCUUUGCUCCCCACAGAGAAUGAGGUGGGUCACCCAGGCCCUGAGGUGCAUGGACACUCCCUCCCAGCUCUACUGCACCUGUGACCCACAUCUAUGGCGGAGACCACCCUCUCGUCCUGGAGGGCACGUCGUCCACGGGUGGCCUAGGGCACUCCCACCUGCUCCUGUUGACGCCAAUGCCCUUGAACAGUGAAGCCAGGUGAGGAAGGAGGCACAUCAGGGCAUGCGUGGAGAGCUCUGGAUGAGACUGAGCAGGAGGAGAUGGACUUGGACAUUUGCUCCCCACAGAGAAUGAGGUGGGUCACCCAGUGCAUGGAUACACCCUCCCAGCUCUACUUCACCUGUGACCCACUUCUAUGGCGGAGACCACCCUAUAUUCCCAAAUUGUGUGCCACCCACUGAUGGCAUCAGGAAGGACUCCAUCCAUCCUGGGCCUUGAAAUAAAAGUCAUCUGGUGUUUCCCUUGGAGAAAUGAAGCCAAGGAAGGAAUGGGGGGGGGGGGUGCUCAGGACGGAGGAGGCAUCCCCCCUCCCUCCCAUAGGAAUGUGUUCCUUCCUCACCCCCUUUGGACCGGCCAGAGAGGGUGCCUUCCCAUGAUGGCGCACCUGGAUUAUGUGGACUCAGCACCCUCCUCCUCAGACUGCCCACCCCCAAAGAGGACCUGCAAAGUGCCCCCCCCCCCACUGGGCCCAGGCUGCAUGCAUGGAGGGUCCCACUGCACACACCCCCACCCACCCCCAUUCCCCUUGGGGGAGAAAAGAACCAUCACAACAGCAGGUGGGGUGGGCCACCCCAGAAACAUGGACUGUGCUGGCCUGCCCUGCCUGUGCCCCCCACCACCAUCAUCUUUAUGGGGUUUUUCUUGGGGGGGGGGGUUGUUUUGCACACAACUGGAAGUAAUAAAAUACUGAAAGC
Molecule: messenger RNA, 2371 nt
Organism: Anolis sagrei ordinatus
Lineage: Eukaryota; Metazoa; Chordata; Lepidosauria; Squamata; Anolidae
Source: RefSeq, a predicted model, not a curated record